Molecule: messenger RNA, 11453 nt
Organism: Coregonus sp. 'balchen'
Lineage: Eukaryota; Metazoa; Chordata; Actinopteri; Salmoniformes; Salmonidae
Source: the annotation of a GenBank genome assembly
UGAUUUGAUUUGAUUUGUGUCCAAAAUUGUGUCAUUACAAAGAAAUGGUAAUCUAUCUAGUUAUGCCUCAUAAAGUUUUACAUGACAUAAGAGUCAAUUGAGGAGGAGAGUUUUGAAGGAAGUAGGGAGGGAGGGGAGGACAGACAGUCCCACAAUUCAGUCUGUUCUCCUCCCUCCUCCUCCUUGCCCUGAGAAGUUAUUUUCACCAGUACCCCUCUCCCCCCAAAACAUCCAUUCUGGUCCAACGCUGAGGCAGGGGGUGUGGUGUUAGGGCUGAGCACUCCCAUGUGAAAGUCUGAGGAAGAGGAGAGAGUGGGACAGGGGUACUGAACACUGAACAUCGAAGGGAAACGCAAGUCUUCAUCACGUGCUGCAAACAGCUGCUGCGUUGUCCCCUAAGACACACAGACAGAACCCAGAGAACAGGUAGGUCUGUGACACUUUCACUCUAACUCCCCUGCUGUCUCUUCUAUCUCAAUUCCUGUAACAGCCUUCCCACUGGGCAGAAACUGGUUGAAUCAACAUUGUUUCCAUGUAAUUUGUCGACGUAUUGUGACGUAGAAUCUACGUGGAAAAUAUAUGGAUUUUAAAAAGUCAUCAACGGUUUUGAGGGUGAAAUUUCAACCACAGGAUUAUGUCAUCAUGGUAUCCAAAUUUCAACAUAGAAAAACCUUGUAUAAAAUAUGUUGAAUAUGUACCUUUAAAACAACGUCAGAUCGUCAACGUUACAUCCGCUAUCAUAAAAAAACUAUAGGCUAGGAAGCACCUCUUACUGGAGAAUGUAUAUAUCUACAGUUACAGUACCCUUCGGUCUCCCAUCCAGGGUUUUAACCAAGCCCAGCCCUGCUUAGCCAUGAUAUGUCACGGAAGUGUCACUGAUUAUUACCAAUGUGGUACGGUGAGAAUAAUUGUUGCGAGAUCUCCACUUAAACAUUAAAUAGAUUCACUGUUGCUAUCGAAGUCAUUCCAAAGGGUAGGUUUAACAGAGCAAAUGAAAUGUGACCAUACUUUAUCACUCAUAUAUCAUGAAUGAUGCUAUUUAGUAGCAUUUAAAGUGGAUUUAAACUUUGAUUUGAUUUAGUCCUAUUCUUUAACAUUUUACUGCAGUGGGCUAAACCAGGGUCACACAUAGUGAUUUUUGGUAGUCUUCAACAAAUCAAAAAUAUAUAUAUAUAUUUUUUGGGAUUAAAAGUGUACACCUCACCCACAUGGUUAUGGGCUUAAAAAAAGGGACACCUGUACCAUGUCAGAUAUAGAGUUCAAAUGUAUUACAUACUUUACACUUUAUAUACAUCACAGAAGACUGAAAUAUAACAAAACUGUUUGACAUAGAAACACCAGAUUUUCGUGGUAUUUUUUAAAAUAUUUAUUAAUGAUAAAAUUAUGAGAAAUAUGUAUAACAUUCCACCCAUGAGGCCAAAGAGGGUGCUUUUGGUCAUUGACUGCAGGAAAGCUAACUUAGAUGUGUGGUUGAGAGGGAGAUGUGAAUCCAAUAUAUCAAUUAUUAAUUUAUAAACAAACUGGAAUUAAAGCCAGACUAAGUCAGUGGGACAGAUGGAAAAUAAAUCUCCAUCAAUUGUUGAUAUUUGGUUGCGUUGACAACCAAAUACAAUUCAAUAUUACUUUUUUAAUACAGUAAAUAGCCUAAAGUUAAGGCUAUCUUGCAAACUAAUGUAACAUUCAACCUUAAAAUGAGUAACACAUCCAUGGUCACAUUUUGAGGUUACUGUAACUAUACAUUUCUUAUUUUGUAAUCAUAUAAAGCAUGCAUGUUCAAGAUAGCAUGCAUAGGUCAUCGCAGGUCUAUGGAGAUAUUCACAAUUGCUGUAAUAAUCUGUGCAGUAUUUCAAACGUUAUUGAUCACUUGCACCACGUCAUUUGGUUCUGCUAUUAGAUGAAGCACAGUGAUAAACAAAAUAUCUGACAUUGUAUUCGCAUUUGAACUUGGUUGAAAGCGCAGUGAUAGACAUUUGCAUGACAACGAAACCAAACAUCAGACAUUGUUUUUCCAUUGGAAUUUGGUUGCGCUUUUAGAUGGUUGAAGGCAUCGUGAUAACACAUUGGAAAUUCAGCAAACUUUUGGCUCUCUUUUUGAGUGGGUGAAAAUAGGUUGUAAUCUCACUGAUCAAAGUCUCAACCCAAUUAUCCAUGUUAAAAUGACGUGGUGUGCCCAGUAGUUUUAUCUUCCUCUAAAUGAUUUGACGUUAUGCUUCAUGUACUGUAUGUAUAGUUACUGUUUGGAUAUUUAUGUCAGUCUGUGCGUCUGUAUUUCUAUUUUUCCUCUUUCUCUGUACUUGUGCAAAUUUCAUGGAUGAUUGAUGUUAAAAUGAGCGAAGCUACAAUACUAUAUUUGUACAUGUUUUAUACUGUUUGUGUGCUGCUCUAGGCCGGUUGCUGAGAGAAUAAGAACGGCACUUCAGUAUUAAAUCAAACAGUUCUCUAGAGGAGCAUGACUCCAUCACUGUUUAUAUUCAGAUUACUGAACAGACUACAGGUUGAACAGAUGAUGUUAUGCGUUUACAUUAUGACAACUCUGCUCUUUGCACAUCACUGGGAGUUGAAACUUAAAUGCCAAUGCUGCCUAACCUUGUUAGUUUUAUGAAGGUAAUUAUAAACUAGCUUUUAUGAAUGAUGGUAUGUACUGAUAAUGGUUACUGUAGAUAGGUGUAUCCCUCUCCUCCCCACACACCUACACAUAUUUUUAUCUCUAGCGCACACGCACACGCACACGCAUGCACACACAGGGUGGCAGGUAGCCUAGCGGUAAGAGUGUUGGGCCAGUAACCAAAAGGUCGCUAGUUUGAAUCCCUGAGCAGACAAGUUGAACAUUCUGGUGAUGUGCCAUUGAGUAAGGCAUCUAAACUAUAUGUAACAAGAAUUAUUCAGAAAUGCAGCAAAUUGCUUCAAUAGCCUUUUUUUUCUAUAUUUUCGCAUAUAGUAAUUUACUUGUGAAAAAUAAAAAGUUUAAACAAAAAAGCAAAAUUCCAGGGCUGCAAUAAUAACUAAAAAAAAACCAUCAACAACAUGUAUAGUAUAAUCACUCAUACUGUACAGUACUGUGAGGGUUCUAGUUCUCCCUCUCUCCUGCAUUUGGCCACAAGUUUUCAUCAACAUCACAUCUUAUUUCUUCUCUGGCGAUGCAUCUUGGAAAGUAUCUUCUGGAAUGUCUAAUCCAACCCUGCAGUCUUCAGGAGAAGUGUCUCCACACCCUGCAUUCAUGGCAUCCAGUAAGGACAUCUGGUCAUGUGGAUGGUGGUCAUAAACCUUCCAACUCCACGCAGAGAAAACUCCUCUAUGGGGUUUAGGAAGGGGGAGUAUGGAGGCAGGAAUAGUACUGACAUCCUGGGAUGUGCAGCAAACCAGUCUGUGACUGCAGCAGAGUCCCACACAACAACGAAGGUAGGGAAGUUUCUUGCCCCUCUCUCCUCCGCUGGCACAAGUCGAUUAUGCAGGUCAUCCAGAAAAGAAAUGAGCCUCUCUGUAUUGUAGGGGCCAAUGAGUGGUUUGUGUAACAGAAAACCAUCAUUGGACAGUGCUGCACACAUUCUGAUGUUAGCUCCUCUCUGGCCUGGGACAUCCACGGUUGCUCUCUGUCCAAUCACAUUUCUUCCUCUGCGGUGUGUUCAGCCCCCUGUAGUCAAUGCAUGGUCUCAGUCCUCCAUCUUUUUUAGCCACGAAGAAGAAGCUGGCUGGGGCAGGAGAGGUAGAGCGUCUGAUGAACCCCUGUGUCAGGGUCUCCGCCACAUACUUCUCCAUGGCCUCAGUCUCCGCCAUGGAAAGGGGGUAAAUGCAACUCUUCGGGGGGUGUUGUCCCUCCAGCAGGUCAAUGGCGCAGUCCCAGGGCCUGUGAGGAGGGAAACAUGUAGCCUUAGAUGAAGAGAAGACAUCGGAGAGAUCUGCAUACUCAUGUGGAAUGUUGGGCUGGAGGGCGGACUCCGGACUCUCCACUGACGUGGAACAACAAACCACCGGCAGGCAGGUCUUCCGGCAUGAGGUAGACCAGGCUGUGACCCUCUUGGUGAUCCAAUUGAUGGUGGGGUUGUGUAGUCUGAGCCAGGGCAAUCCCAAGACCAUCCGGUGAAGGGGUGACCUGACGAUGUGGAAUGACAGCUCCUUGUGGUGCUCCGGUAGUGUGGGAAUGGUGAUGGUGAUGGGGAGAGUGACGUGCGUAAUGGUGCCUGACCCAAGGGGUUGAUUGUCUAAUGAGGUGACGUGGUCAGAUGGAUAUGCCCCAGGGUGACGCGCCAGAUAAAGUGACACUUGUAGCAGGAAGCCUCUACAUUUAGUAGUUUUACCGUCAAAGCACUCCGGUAGGGCAAGGGUUCCCGCAGAAGUGGGUGAUAGCCCGGGGACAGGUGGAUUGGAGGCACUCGCCCCUCCCUGAGGUAGAACUGGAGCGCUGGGCAGAUUAUGCAGAGUUUGGAGUACUUCCUGCAUGGCGACGUUCAACUGGGCAAGCUGCUGCUGGUGCUGGUCGAGGCACUGGGAAACUCCUGCCGCCUCCAUUUUCGUUUGGUGUGUGAUUCUGUGACGAGUACUGAGGGUACGAAGAGGCAGGACGCAGACGCAGGAAUUAACAUGGUCAAGGUUUACUCAAACAAUGACAAAGAGAAUUAACAAAGUGAGAGUACAUGACCAAAGCAAAAACAAUCACAUACAACAUAUUACAGAACAGUCCAGGGAUAAAUAGGGGUGGUGAUUAGGGUGCAUUGGGUUUCCAUUCUAGUGUUGCCGAGGUGGUGCACUCAGACCGGUGGCUCAGUAGACCCGCGAAUCAGAGCGCCGGAGGGGAGCAACGGGAGGAGACGUGACACCCAUGUAUGUUUUCCAACUAUGCAACUGCUUGCCAUGGAUCCAUCAAUGAUGGAUGAUAUUCAAACUAACAACGUUAUUUGCUCUGGCUCUUUAAAUAUUUGUGUAGGAGUUCUUGCAGUUGGAAACCCCCUUAUCUCCAUUAUCCACCUUCUUUAUAAGUCCCAUACAGUAUAUUGGACAUGGAGGCGGGACCUGAUGAGGGAGCAGCGGUGGCUGUGUCUGCCAACGAGACCUCCGAGAUGACCCCCAGUGACACUCCGUCAGGCACACUGACCAGUCAGCAGCUAGCUGCGAUUGAGGAUGAAGAAGUCCUGAAUAAACUGGUGGGUUACUAGCGGUGCGUACUUCACACAGACAUGCAGUAGUUGGGUUGAUUUUGGCCUUCUCAUCUAUUGGUUUCUAUGUGUGUUUAUCUCUGACAGUUGGAUAAAGCAGUGGAUUUUGAUGAAAGGCGAAUGAUCCGCGCUGCAUUGAGGGACCUGCUCAAGAAGAAGAGAGGUAAGAUCAGAGAGAACUUCAACGUGAAAUUUGACAGGAUCACAUCUUUGCUUUCUCACUCUCCCAGCUCUUCUAGUACCUAUCACUACUGACAAUCCUUUCUAAUGUCUACUCGCUGUCCUUCGAAUUUCUAUAUUACUACUCUUUUUCUCCUUCUACUUCUCUCAUCCUCUCUAAAGAGAAGCGUGAGAAAGAGCGGGGGUCAAGGCAAGAUGACCUGAGACAGCAGGCUUUGAGUAAAGCAGGCACAGGACGAAUGGGAAUGAACAGAGGAGGCCAGACCAGCAACCACCAGCAUAAAUCCCACAGUGAGUAUCAUAUCCUCACCAGGACACAUCACACACACACACACACACAUGCGCGCCACUCACAAACACCGACAAACACACACACACACUUCAAGCUUUCAAAUCAAAGUGGAAUUGUGAGAGAUUAACUUUUCCCCUUCUCAAAAUCACUCCCUGCCUCUUUCUUGGUGUCCCCUUCUGUUAAACUACAGUGCACAGCCAAUUUUCUGCAUCAACCACCAGCUCCUUGUCUAAGACAACUGACAGGUGAGUGAGUCUUUGAGCUAACAGUCAGCCAUGCUUCACGUUUGAUUGAUCAAAUUCUGCAUGUCUAUGUCUGUUCAGCGUGGUGAUUCUAAGAAUGUGUUGAAUAACGUGUUCAUCCUCUCUCCCUAGCAUGGCCAACCCAGCUAUCGCAACAGCCCAUCAGUCUUCCCCUGUCGCUGCAGCACCCAACAUGAAAAAUGUCAAGCAGAUGUUACUGGAUUGGUGCAGGGCCAAAACCGAACCAUAUGAGGUAAGCAUCGGACGUCUCUCUGUAAAGGAGUGUACGUUCUCUAAAUGUUGCUAGUCAAAAAGCUGGCCUCAAUCUUAGUUAGGAAAGAUGUCAGCAACUUCAUUUCCAGUUAUGAUGUUUAAUGGCAAAUGAUGUUGAAGUGUGUGGUUUUGUUGCAUGAAUGCACACAUGUACAGAGUGAUUAUUGGUAAGGAAACAACAAAAGGCAAGGUGCGCCAGGGUGAGUGUGUUGAGCACUCAAGAAGUUUGGUCAGGUUCUGACCGGAGGAUAUUUCAAAUGCAUAUGUACUCAUGCACAGAAACAGGUGAGUGAGGUAGCAUCCAGAACGGCAGGGAAUAUUAUACAGCUGCCCCCAAAUACAUAGCCGUAUUUGUAAUUAAAUUAAAAGUCCUCGCAGAGUUCUGGGGGGCUGUACAUGAUUAACUCAACCAACACUGGAGCUGGUCAGGUAUUGCCCAGCUAACAAUUCUAGGGAGAGAGAACAUUUUUGUAAUGUUACCAGUCAUGUUCCCCUAAAGUUUGAGUGUCCAGUUUUCUGUUAGUUAGGGGAACGUUCUAUCUAUGUUAGCAAAAACCUUCUGAGAUCCUUUUUAGCAUGUUUUGUCGUUGAAGUUAGGAGAACAUUUACAAUGUUCUCAGAAUAUACAACAUUAAUGUUCUAGACGCGUUUUAUGGGACCUUGCAAGAACAUGUGUCUAGUUUUCUGAGGGUUAGGAGAAUAUUCCAUCAACGUCACAUCAAACAUACUCAGAACAUGGUUGCCAUGUUCUCAGAAUAUAAGAUAAUAAUGUUCUAGACUAGUUUAAUGGGAAUAUUGCAAGAACAUUUCUGUGUAUCAGUUGUCAGGACAUCACCUGAUGGAACCAAAGAAACGUUCUCCCCCAAGAAGUAACAUGCCUUGUUACUGUUGCUGAGCCAAUCAAGGCCCUGAUUGGUGAACCACUGAUCCAUUCAUAGCUCUUUGUUUGUUGGCAUAUUUAUAAAACACACAGUGUUUUCAAUUGACAUAUUUGACACACAUAAUCACAAUGUGAAUGUUAAUUUAUACAGUAAUUAUUAUUAUAUAAAAGCACUGUGUGAGUAUCCCUAACCUUGCCAACAGACCAAGAGCUAUCAGUGGUUCACCAAUCAGGGCCUAGGGACUAGUGUGUUGACAGCUGAGGCGAAAUCUUAAAACCCCUGGGCGAUGCUGGCAGAGUUCAGGAUAGCCUUUAGUUUCUCACUGGACCAGUUUUCUGUGUUGUACCGUACCUCUGCUAAAGUGCCUGCUUAGACUUGGUAUAUGGUGUUGGGUUUAGCCACAUGGUAGGCGCUGGGAAGCUGUGGGGAUCCAGCAGCACCUGUUAUUUGUAGUCCUUUGUUAGGUGCCUAUGUGGGCCAAGUACACUGUCCAGUCCCUUCAUUAACAUGACAAAGUCACUCUCCUUGCCAGAGCUGAAGAUGGUGAGUUUAGGCUUGGGUAUCCUGUAGAAUGACGCAAUGGCCAUCUCCAUCAUGUGGCAUAGGCUGAGGCUGAGGUACAAAUGGAGGCAAUGGAUACUAUGGUGCUAGCUGCGGACAGUAGGGUGGCACUGCUACUGUGGCACGGGAUAUGGUGCAGGAGCCUGUGGCUGUGGAGCUGGUUGUGGCCCGGGUUGAGGAGCUGGCUGUGGACCGGGUUCAGGAGCUUGUUGUGUCCCGGGUUGAGGAGCAGGUUGUGGCCCAGGGUGAGGAGCUGGCUGUGGCCCGGGUUUUGGCACUGGUUGUGGCCCGGGUUGAGGAGCUGGCUGUGGCCCGGGUUGAGGAGCUGGCUGUGGCCCGGGUUGAGGAGCUUGUUGUGGCCCGGGUUGAGGAGCUGGUUGUGGCCCAGGAUGAGGAGCUGGUUGUGGCCCGGGUUGAGGAGCUGGCUGUGGACCGGGUUGAGGAGCUGGUUGUGGCCCAGGUUGAGGAGCUGGUUUUGGCCCGGAUUGAGGAGCUUGUUGUGGCCCUGGUUGAGGAGCAGGUUGUGGCCCGAGUUGAGGAGCUGGUUGUGGCCCAGGUUGAGGAGCUGGCUGUGGACCGGGUUGAGGAGCUGGUUGUGGCCCGAGUUGAGGAGCUGGUUGUGGCCCAGGUUGAGGAGCUGGCUGUGGACCGGGUUGAGGAGCUGGUUGUGGCCCGAGUUGAGGAGCUGGUUGUGGCCCGGGUUGAGGAGCUGGUUGUGGCCCAGGUUGAGGAGCAGGUUGUGGCCCGGGUUGAGGAGCUGGCUGUGGCCCGGGUUGUGGCACUGGUUGUGGCCCGGGUUGAGGAGCUGGUUGUGGCCCGGGUUGAGGAGCUUGUUGUGGCCCGGGUUGAGGAGCUGGUUGUGGCCCGGAUUGAGGAGCUGGUUGUGGCCCGGGUUGAGCAGCUGGUUGUGGCCCGGGUUGAGGAGCUGGUUGUGGCCCGGGUUGAGGAGCUGGUUGUGGCCCGGGUUGAGGAGCUGGUUGUGGCCCGGGUUGAGGAGCUGGCUGUGGCCCGGGUUGAGGAGCUGGUUGUGGCCCGGGUUGAGCAGCUGGUUGUGGCCCAGGUUGUGGAGCUGGCUGUGGCCCGGGCUGAGGUGAUUUGGCAGGCUGCGCUGGAUCUAGUGGCUGUGGCCCAGGAUGUGGAGGUCUCUGGGCAGGCUGAGCUGGACCUAGACCUGGCGGUGGCCCAAUCGGUGAUGCUGGCUGGAAUGGCUGGGGCCCGGGCUGAGGAGCUGGAACCAGCUGUGUCAGUUCAACUUGAGUAGUUCUCACUAGGGAGUGAAUUGGGCUGACUUCCGGUAUUAGUGUUUGAUGGGGAUAGGCUCCAUGUGAGGGAAGCUGUUGUAUUGCGAGAUGUAGGAGGGGUAUUGGUAUGGGCUGUUGAUAUAAGGAUACGUGUUGUUGUGGGGGUAGGGCGCUCGUGCUGCGUUGCCCAUAACAACUGAGAGUUCCUUCAUCUGCUUGCUCAUGUCCAUAACACAUGCCUCCAUGCGUCACCAUCUCUCGUCCUCAUGUUCUCUCUCCUGGACGUGGGGAGUUGAAUCGUUGACGCAGGUCCCCUGGCUGGUAGUGCUGAGCAAUUGGUGCUUUUUGAGGUCGGUUCAGUUUUAGUUCGAUUAUUAUUUUUUAAUUAAACAUUAAAUGCACUAUGCAUUAUAUGGGUUGAAUGCUGUAACAACACAGAAUAAAACAAUUAAUACAAGUCAGGGCUUGAUCUGAUUUAUCUCUAGAGAGACUGCACAUUGAGCUCACAGAAAAAAACGAACGAAAUGGUAUUCAAAUAAUUGAACCGACAUAGGUCAAUUUGUUGUUUAAAGACUGAAAAAUAACUGAAAUUUCGGUUCAGCACUACUGACUGGGGAGUGAUGCUGCUGUUGUUGUCAUGUAUGAUGGCUCCAUCAUCGCUGGUGGAACGUGGUGAUUAGGAGGGAAGCUCAACACGUAGUCAUCCAGAUGUGUCGGGAUCCACCGGGCCCUGCUGUUUUCCAUCAUAAUAGUCACUGGAGUAUGCCUUUAGCGCAGCUGAUGUACUAAUCCGUCUCUACGGACCACUUGUAAAGGAGUGUAUGUUCACUAAAUGUUGCUAGUCAUACAAAAGCUGCCCUCAAUCUUCGGUAAGAAAGAUGUCAGAAACUCCAGUUCCAGACAGUUAUGAUGUCUAAUGGCAAAUUAUGUUGAAUACUGUUUGUAAGUGUGUGUGUGUGUGGUUUCGUUGUAUGAACGCACACAUGUACAAAGUUAUUAUCAGUAUGGAAACAACAAAAGGCAAGGUGCGCCAGGGGGAAAUGUGUUGAGUCCUCAACAAGUUCAGGCAGGUUCUGACCGGAAGAUAUGCAAAUGUCUGCAUGUGCAUAAACAGGUGAGUGACGUAGCAACCAGAACGGCAGGGAAUAUUGUACACUCUCUAUCUUAUGUCUACAUUAAUGUCCUAUUGUGUCCCCAGCAUACCAAUAAUACUAUAUAAUUGUCUUUGUAAAUCCACACUCUCCCCGCCCUCUUUGUUUUUCUCUUUCUCUGUCCCCUCCUCCCUUACUCCAUGCAGGGGGUGGAAAUCCACAACUUCUCCUCCAGUUGGAGUGAUGGCAUAGCGUUCUGUGCCCUGGUGCACAGGUUCUUCCCAGAUGCAUUUGAGUACUCUAUCCUCAACCCCAACGCACGCAAGGACAACUUUGAGCUGGCCUUCAGCACUGCAGAGUGAGUUCCCUAUAUCUCUUCUAAACAAACAUUGAAACACACAUACAGCCACAGAAACCUACUCUGACAAAAUGCACUUUCUCCUCAUUUAUGCAUAUGAAGGCCCCAAGGGCUGUGCAGUGAUAGAUUAAACUUGACACAAAAACACUUUCAGAUAAAACUCCCCUGUAGUGUCCUCUAGCUCAGCUGCCAGUGGAUCCUGCCUCGGGACAUUGGUUAAGGAUUGUGAUUGCUCAGGCCUGUGUCUCUCUCCUCUCACCUCCUUUCGCUGCAGGAGGCUGGCCGAUUGCCCCCCUCUGCUGGAUGUUGAAGACUUGCUGCGGAUGCAUGAGCCUGACUGGAAGUGUGUGUACACAUACAUCCAGGAGUUAUACCGAUGCCUGGUGGAGAAGGGCCUAGUUAAAACUAAAAAGAAACUCUAAAUACACUGUUUCACAAAAAUAAAUACAUGUUGUGUCCACGUGCCAUGGGGAGGGGAUAUAAGACUAUGCAGUUUGCCGCAGCAGCUUGUAAGCACAUAGCUGGGAUUUUGAUUAACUGUGUGUGCCUGUGGAUAUCUUUGUAUUGGUUUGUGUGUGCUUACACUUAUCUGUGUAUGUUUUUAGAGGACUGCUGGCACUUAGGAUCAAUACAUUCCACUGAGAUUACACAUCUACAUUAAUCUUAGUCAGAGCCAUAGUGAAUCUGUGAAUGGCUUUUUGUGGUGCUGCGGUGCUGUGCCCUGACUACAAUACCUUUUUGUGUGUAGGCUAUGUAUGGGUUACAGAUACUGUACAUGAGGUCAAAUAUAAUGUGAAUGAUGUGAUUUGAUUUGUGAACAUUUAUUUUGUUCUGAUCACAUUUUAGAGUAAGCCUACUACAUUUCUAUUAUGGGGAACCCAUACCAUUUUCAGCCUGACAGAGGAUUGUUCCCCAAUCAUUACUGUACUUGGUAACUGUCAAAAAAUUGCAAAUAUCGCUGAAGUCUAUUCCAUCAAAGUUUACUACACACAAAACUGCAUCUUGGUCCAGGGCAAAUUAAAGGCGGUGGCUCACAGUAAGACUGAUUAAUUAUAGGCUACUUGGGACCACCAUGUGCUCAGUGACAGACUAGAAUCAUACUAUAUAAACACAGAGUUGCAAUACCUUGUUCUGCAUUUUUAUUUUCAUUGUGAAUGGUUUAAAUGUUUUUACCUUCAUUAUUG